AUGAAAGAGCUAAAGGACAUCUUACUUGAGAUCGGGAGAAACGACCUAAUCAGUUUGCUGAUCACAAAAGGUAUAGCACAAAAUUAGCUGAAGUCAAGUGUUACUCUGUCUGAGCCAUCAUUUGAGAGGACUUUACAUGGUACGUUUGGAGGUUGCCGUUUCUCCUCAGGCAUUUUGAUGCUGUUAGUUAGUGCACCUCGUUGGUGUUGUUUUUGCUUCUUAGGGACGCUCUUUGCCCACUGGAAAAUGACACAUCAGUCAAAGUCUAUAUUAAAUAGAUGUUGAAGAGCUUUAAAAAACUAUUUGAAGGAUUGUUAUGUUGGCUUAAUGACUAAGUCAUUAAUUAGCUAAAUGUCACAGCUGUUCAAAUUUAUAUGAGGGAGAAUUGUGAGUCUUGUAAAAUACUGCAUAGAAGUUCUGCUUAUAUGAUUGUAACAUGUCUUUAUUUUAACAUAUAUAGAAAUGAUCCUCGCAGUUAUGAACACUACUGAAUUAGUAGUUGAAAUAAGGCCUGCGUUACGGCCCCAUUUAUGGAGAGUUAACUAAGAAUGAUCUGUGGCUACCUUUACUUUAGACGAUAUCAUAACCCCCGGAUCGAAACUCUUAGAAAGGUUGGUGCUCGAACUUAAUCGAGAGGAGAAUCCCGAAGUCAAAAAUUGGACACAUCUGGCCUGGAAAAUGAAAAUAUUAGCUGACGUGCGUGGAGCGUUUGCUGAUGUCAAACAAAUCAGGAAAAGUCCUACAAAAGAGGUUGUAGAAUGGUUGGCCGCGCAUUCCCCUGAAAAAGCAUUAAGAGACGUUGCAACAGCACUAGAUGAGAUUCAGAGAAACGACGCUCUACAGAUAGUAUCUAAGCAUUUUUCAGACACAUUUGGUAAGUAUUCGCUGAUAUAA
Pocillopora meandrina is the source of this 894-nucleotide messenger RNA. NCBI's taxonomy places the organism in Eukaryota, Metazoa, Cnidaria, Anthozoa, Scleractinia, Pocilloporidae. The record is from the annotation of a GenBank genome assembly.